AUGCUCCGUCUCAGACGAUACCGGGUGUUGCUAGUCUGCGCCUUUGUUAUUACCGUGCUGCUCUAUCACGUCUCCAAAAACUCACAAUGGGACCAUUCGAGGGAGAUAUGGCACGGCAAGACGGGUACCAAUACACAGACAAGGCCCGAUCCCCAACCCGUACCGAAACCAGAACCAGCUGGUGGCCACGAGCACGAGCACGAGCACGAGCACGCUGACGACCACGAUCACACCCACGACCGUGACCACGACUAUGACAACGAUCCCGAAGGGGCGCAGAGGCCGCAUUAUAACCCUCCCCCGGUCCCACCCCACAUUCCGGGCCCGGAUCCCACCAUCAAGAUUCCUCCACUCAAGACAGAGGACGGGGAGAAAGGGGCUUACGGUCUACCCACCAAGCCGGCGACAGUGCCGGAUAGGGAGCCCCCCUCUAACCACGACCAGUACCAGAAGCAAAACGAAGAUGCUGAAAUACAGGAGGCCGAGCCCACCUCCACAGUCGUCCACUGGCAGAAGCCUAGGGAGUGGUUCCCGGUGCCCAAGGAAUCGAUCAUCCCCCUCCCCACCGGCAAGCCCAAGUCUAUCCCGUCGGUGCAGUUCGCUUUCGCCGAAGAAUCCCCCGCCGCCAAGGAGAAGCGCCAUGCUCGCCUGGCCAAGAUCAAGGCAGAGGCCGAGCAUGCCUGGUCUGGUUACAAGAAAUAUGCCUGGACCCACGACGAGCUCAUGCCCGUUAGCAAAAAGUCAAAGGACCCCUUCUGCGGCUGGGCGGCAACUCUCGUUGACUCUCUCGAUACUCUCUGGAUUAUGGGCAUGAAGGACGAGUUUGACGAUGCCGUGAAGGCUGUCGCGGACAUUGACUUCACCACGACGCCCUACCGUUCUGAUAUCCCCGUCUUCGAAACCAUCAUCCGCUAUCUGGGGGGUAUGAUUGGGGCCUACGACUUAACGGGCAAAGACGCCAAGUACAGCAUCCUGCUAGACAAAGCUGUUGAGCUUGCCGAGAUUCUCAUGAGCGUCUUCGACACGCCGAAUCGCCUGCCCAUUCUUUACUACCAGUGGAAGCCCUCGUACAACGAGAACCCGAAACGGGCAUCCACCAGCUCCGGUGUGGCCGAGCUCGGUUCUAUGAGCUUGGAGUUCACCCGCUUAGCCCAGCUCACGGGCAAAAACAAGUAUUAUGACGCAAUUGCCCGCGUCACCGACGCUUUCGAGGACCUCCAGAACCGCGAGCACGGCACCGCCAUCCCCGGCGUUUUUCCCGAGCAACUGGAUGCUUCUGGCUGCAACCGGAGUGCCACCUUGCCGUCUCCGGCCUUGCAGGGGCAGGCCAACGAUGAUUUGCGCCGCGCCCCUGCCGGAUACGAAGUCCGGAGCGCCGACAGCCCCGCAGACGCAGACGCAGAGGUCAACACAGGGUUCCACCGGGGACCGCAGAAGCGAAACGCUUCCCCCAGUAGCGCCUUGGCCCCGGGCGAUGGAAACGAGUUGCCCGCGAAUUGGGAGUGUGUCUCACAGGGUCUGGUAGGCACGGGCCGGGGAGGUGCGUACAGCAUGGGGGGCAGCCAGGACUCAACGUAUGAGUACUUCCCCAAACAGUACCUCAUGCUGGGCGGACUCGAGACCAAGUACCGCACCAUGCACGAGAAGACGGUCGAUGGCGUGAAAAAGCACCUCCUCUUCCGCCCCAUGGCCGAAGGCGACCCGGACAUUCUCUUCUCGGCCAAGGCGUACAGCACCGACGGCACCACCAAGAAGAUGACCUACGAGUGGGAGGUCACGCAUCUGACCUGCUUUCUGGGCGGUAUGUUUGGCCUCGGCGGCAAAAUCUUCGACCGCCCCGAGGACGUCGAGAUUGGGAAGAAGCUCGCCGACGGCUGCGUAUGGGCAUACGAGUCGAUGCCCGCUGGUGUCAUGCCUGAAUACGCCACUCUCUUUCCUUGCAAAGAUCGAGAGGACUGCCACUAUGACCAGGCAGAGUGGUAUGCGGCUCUCGAUCUCAGUGCCGGGCGACGCGAAACGGAAUUGGCCGAUUACUAUGAUAAAAUGGCCGAGUGGAAGGCGCAGGUGGAGGAGCUCAAGAAGGAGCACGCGCUACGGAAGCAGGCCGAGGAACGGAAGCGUCAGGCCGAUGCCCAGAUGAAGGUUGCCGCGGAAGCGGCCCGGACAAAGCUCCCGGAGCAAUCCGACGACUCCUUGUCCAAAAUGGAGGAGAAAGACGCAAUGCCAGCAUCGGGCAGCCAGAAGCGGGAUGUCGUGGAGGGCCGUGAAACCCCUUCCUCUGCCACCACCGCUGAAGAGAAGACGAAGAAGCUCCAGAGCAGCCUCGGCCUUAACUCCAACGGCGAAGAUGCUUCAGACCAGAAGCCCAUAGGCGAGCUUGUCCUACCGCCCGCCCCAACCAAGCCCGCCACGCACCAGGAAUACGUCGAGGAGCGCAUCAAGAACGAGGGCAUCCCGUCGGGCUUCGUCAACCUCAGAGACAAGCGGUACAUUCUCAGGCCCGAAGCCAUCGAAUCCGUCUGGUACAUGUACCGCAUCACGGGUGACCCGUCGUGGCAGGAGAAGGGCUGGCGCAUGUUCGAGGCCGUCGUGCGCGCCACGCGCACCGACGUCGGCCACAGCGCCAUCCGCGACGUGACCACCAAGGACCCCGGCAACGCCGGCGACAUGGAGGACAGCAUGGAGAGCUUCUGGCUCGCCGAGACCCUCAAGUAUUUUUACCUGUUAUUUGAAACUCCCGACGUCCUGUCCCUGGACGAGUGGGUGCUCAAUACCGAGGCGCAUCCCUUCCGCCGGCCGACGUGA
Molecule: messenger RNA, 2805 nt
Organism: Chaetomium globosum CBS 148.51
Lineage: Eukaryota; Fungi; Ascomycota; Sordariomycetes; Sordariales; Chaetomiaceae
Exons: 2
Coding region: 1-2805 (934 amino acids)
Biological process (GO): carbohydrate metabolic process; N-glycan processing
Cellular component (GO): endoplasmic reticulum; Golgi membrane
Molecular function (GO): calcium ion binding; mannosyl-oligosaccharide 1,2-alpha-mannosidase activity
Source: RefSeq, a predicted model, not a curated record